AUUAGGUGUCGUUUAGCACAUUUCUAUAUGAAACGCGUUAUUCUAACAGUAGCCAAAUUAAACAACAAAGAAGACGAAAUAUUCAUUAAUACCUAUAUACUCGAUAUACUUGGAGCACAGCACAGUGAUAUAAAAAUAAGCAAACACUUGACCUUGGGGCCUGCUGCGUCAUGGCAAGCCCAAAUAUCAACUAUCGCUCCCUCGCCGAGGAGACUGCGAAUCCAUUUCGCGACGCACAAACACCAGCAACAACAACAACAGCAGCGAAAACAACAAUAACAAAAUCGGACGACGCAAAAUUAUUUACAGCUGCUGCGCAUUUAAAUGAUGAUGUUGUUGGCCAUGACGAGGAGCACUUGGUGCUGGAGCACGAGAACGAGGACACGCCACGGGACAUGAUGAUCCACAUUGUGCCGGAGAUGGGCAAGGAAUCGCAUCGCUGGAAUCACAUCGAGGAUCUCGAUUCGUUCUUCUCCCGCAUGUACAACUAUCAGCAGAAGCAUGGAUUUCGCGUCAUCGUUUUGGACGAGGUGUUUCAGGUGCUGGAAUUUGGGUUUGUUGUCUGGCUGCUCACCUUUGUGACGCACUGCAUCCGGCACGAUGUGCUCUUUGGCAAUGUGUCGCCGGAGCACAAUUCGAAUCGAACGAAAACAACGAUCAGCGAUGUGAUUAUCCCUCGGGGCGAAUGCAUCAAAAGUUUCGGCAUCUUCACCUACCUGAUCAUCUUCUUGGCGGCCAUCUAUUUGGGCAUACGUCUGCUGAAGAUGAUCUAUCACAUUACACAGUAUGCGGACAUUAGGCGCUUCUACAAUCAGGCGUUGCGCAUCGAGGACAGCGAUCUGGACAACAUCACCUGGCACGAUGUCCAGCAGCGGACAAGGAAAGUGCAGGCGGAGCAGCAUAUGUGCAUUGACAAGGAGCUGCUCACCGAACUGGACAUCUACCAUCGGGUGCUCCGCUUCAAGAACUAUCUCGUGGCUCUCAUGAACAAACAGCUGCUCCCAGUGCGCUUCCAUCUGCCCCUGAUUGGCGAGGUCGUCUCCCUCAGCCGUGGCAUGUUGUUCAACAUUGAUUUCAUACUCUUUCGGGGACCGGGCUCACCGUUCCAGAACAAUUGGCAGCUGCGCGACGAGUUCGCCGUGCGCAGCAAUCAAACGGAACUCGCCCAGCGCCUGUCCAAGCUGAUAUUGGGCGUGGCACUGGUGAAUCUGCUGCUGGCGCCAGUCAUCUUUCUGUGGCAGCUGAUCUACUUUAGUUUCUCCUACGCGAACAUUUUGCGCAAGGAGCCAAGUGCCUUGGGGCUGCGCACCUGGUCCAACUAUGGACGUCUCUAUUUGCGCCAUUUCAAUGAGCUCGACCACGAGCUAGAUGCCCGACUGAAUCGUGCCUACGAGUAUGCGGAUCGCUAUCUGAGUUCCUUCUCCUCACCGCUGGCGGCGGUAAUUGCCCGCAAUUUCCUGUUCGUCAGUGGUGGUGUACUGCUCCUAAUCCUGGCAUUUGGCAUCUAUGACGAGCAUGUCUUCCAAGUGGAGCAUGUGCUGACCAUCAUUGCGGUGCUGACCGUUAUCGGCGUCAUCUGUCGCACCCUCAUCCCCGACGAGAACCUCAUUUGGUGUCCCGAGCAACUAAUGACCGCCAUUCUUGCCCACGUCCACUAUCUGCCGACAGAGUGGAAGCAACAGGCGCACACCGCCCAUGUCCGCAACGAGUUCGGCAAUUUCUUCCAAUUCAAGGCGGGCUAUUUGCUCAGCGAGAUCUUUAGCCCCUUUGUCACACCCUUUGUGCUCAUCUUUGUCUUCCGGCCCAAGGCCAUGGAGAUUGUCAAGUUCUUCCGCAGCUUCACUGUAUCUGUGCGUGGCGUUGGCAAUGUGUGCUCCUUUGCCCAAAUGGAUGUGCGCAAACAUGGCAAUCCGGACUGGCAGAUCACCAAUAGUGGCUUCAUGGAUGUGCCAGGCUUGAUACCCGAGCAACAGCCUCAGCAGCAGCAGCAGCAGCAGCCAGGAUAUCAGCAGACGCAGCAGAGCAUGGUUGGCGGCAAGACGGAAAUGUCGCUGGUGCGUUUCACGCUUAAUAAUCCCGAGUGGCAGAUGCCAAAGGAGGCUUCACAGUUCAUCAAGGGCAUACGAGAGCAUGCCAUCGAUGAGCUGGUCAAGGCGAAGACCGCGCCACAGGCGGCUGCACGCGACAAUCCGCUCACGCACAGCCUGAUCUCAUUCGGCAACAUUGGCGAGGAGUAUUGCUCCAUUGCCAAUUCGGUGCUCGCCGCCGAACUGAGUCCCGAGCAGCUGCAGCUCUCCCAAUCGAUGGCAGCAAGUCGUAGCGGCAAUCCAGAUGUCUCUGGUGCCGCUGCUGGCGUCGGCAGCGAUUUCCGGCAUAUGCUGCAGCAGAAUCUGGGCGAGCCGAUGAGCAGCACCAGCUUUCGGCGCAUGUCCAGCAGCAUGGGUCCGGCGGACAGCAUGCGCCGACUGCGCCUCAGCAAGGCCGAGGGUCGUAUUGAGGGGCCAGCGGACACACUGCUCUAUAGUCUGUAUGGGGUGGAGCCGCGUCUCGCCAAGAAUCCGAUUGGCGUCACCGUCGCCGAUAUGUGCCUUAGUGCCCUCUACCUGCACGAGCUGAGCCAGCAGAAGCGAAUGGCGCGCCAGUCGCGCAUCGAUGAGGCCGAGGAGCUGCCCGGUCCGAGCAAUAGGCCGCCACGCCCACAUGACCCCGCUGGAUCUAGAAUGGGGUCUGGAACUGGAUCUGGAACUGGUUCUGGAUCUGGAUCGAUGUCUGGGUCGCGCCAUACCGUGAUUACCUCAAAGGCUGCCGAGAGCACGCCGCUGCUGGGCAACAUACGUUCAUAGCAGCGACCCGUUUGGAUCUAAUAAUCCUAGAGCUUAAGGACAACAAAAACAAAAACAACAACAACAAGAAGAAGAAAAACAAGUAGAUGAUGAAGAAGAAAAACAACAAAUUAUUUACAUAUUAACUACAACUCUGCUAUUAGUUUUUAAGUUGUAAAGUGUGUGUUUGUGUGAAUCAGACGACGAUGUCUAGUUAUAUCUAGCUAUAUCUAAUACGAAAAGCAAUAAAUCAACUGCGUCAACGAA
This is a messenger RNA of Drosophila grimshawi, 3089 nucleotides long. RefSeq names its product autophagy-related protein 9A (gene Atg9). Bases 171 to 2843 code for a protein of 890 amino acids. The transcript has 2 exons. Gene Ontology annotation, cellular component: autophagosome; phagophore assembly site. Gene Ontology annotation, biological process: autophagy of mitochondrion; protein localization to phagophore assembly site. NCBI's taxonomy places the organism in Eukaryota, Metazoa, Arthropoda, Insecta, Diptera, Drosophilidae. The record is from RefSeq and is a predicted model, not a curated record.